Messenger RNA from Mesorhabditis belari, 1206 nucleotides. The record is from the annotation of a GenBank genome assembly. NCBI's taxonomy places the organism in Eukaryota, Metazoa, Nematoda, Chromadorea, Rhabditida, Rhabditidae.
AUGGCCAAUUCUACACGUCGCCGCUCGAUCUCUGUCUCGAUUGGCGAAGUGAACGAAGAUGAGGCGAUCGAGAAGAUGCCACCACGAGCCACAAAAUGGACAACGAUGCGGAAUAUGCGAAUCGAGGGACACAUCGAUCGAUCAAGGGCCCCACUGCAAGAUCAAAGAAAUGUGGUCUCGCGCCGAGCCAUGCAAAAGACGGAGAAAUUGCGACGUUCUGCCUCGGAAGCUCCUGGAAAUCGAAGAAGCACAGGCGUUUCGAUGGCCACUCACAUCUACAGCCGCUUCAAGGGAGUGCUCUCGAAUUUGGUCAGACAUCGCGUGGAGGAGCCAAUUGGAGGCGAUGUCGAGCCACGCGCGAAUCUCCCUGUGUCAAAUGUGAGUGACGAGCGAUGCGCAUCAAUCCUCGCUGAUAAUAUUCUCUACAUGUACGCAUAUCAGUUUCUACCCAUCAACUUCGACCAUUCGCAGUUCGGUGAUCGCAAAAGGACCGUCUACUAUGCCUGGUUGCACGAGAUUUGGAGCUAUCAUCCUUGCUAUCACCCGACGAACAGCUUUUUCCUCGCCGUGCACUUGUUGGAUCGUUUUCUUGUGUUACUAUCGGGUACUCAGCUGAAAGAUGAGGAAAAACGACUCGAAUCUGCUGGCCUUGCCGCUCUUCAAUUGGCCGUCAAAUUCGAGACACAGUGCCCCCUUGCCGAGGACCUUGUUCGCACCUUUAAAAUCGCCGAGAUCAAUCGUUAUGAGCAUGUGCUCCUAGAACUUUGCAAUUUCGAGCUCGGCCGACACUCGGUGAUGGAUUUUACACGCUUGGUUCUAGAAGCAAUCACCCCGCUCUCAUCCCGUGAUCGCCUCUCCAACCAACGACAUUCCCGUGCAAAGCUUUUAGCUGUUCUUUCAGUUUUCGCCCCAUCGUUGACCUCUGUGAAGCCAUCAUUGGUUGCUGCUGCGAUUGGUCGUCUGCUCGUUUUCUCCGAGAAUCGUGCAUGGACUCCCGAGAUGCAAGAAAAGUUGCAACACUCGACUAAAGAGGUUUAUCCGGUGCUUGAAGAUCUCGUCAUACACAUUGGACUGUGCAAAGAAAGUACGUGGGCUGGGAAAGAUUUGAUCAAAUACUGGCGCAAGAAUGGAGCCGAUAUUGAAGAGUUUACGGAUUGUCUUCUUUCUGAUCUCACUCGAUUGUACGAAGAAGAAGCCGAGGAAUUU